Prunus dulcis (almond) is the source of this 2404-nucleotide messenger RNA. Its product is annotated as putative UDP-glucuronate:xylan alpha-glucuronosyltransferase 3. Gene Ontology annotation, biological process: xylan biosynthetic process. The record is from RefSeq and is a predicted model, not a curated record. The transcript has 5 exons. The coding region runs from base 242 to 2179 and encodes 645 amino acids. Gene Ontology annotation, molecular function: glycosyltransferase activity. Lineage: Eukaryota; Viridiplantae; Streptophyta; Magnoliopsida; Rosales; Rosaceae.
UGUUUUUUUUGAAUUUUGCUGCAGAAACUGGUUUGCUUUGUAUUUGUGCCUACUCUUCAUCAUUCAUCACGAUUGCGUAAAAGGUCUUCAAACAUGCAGAAAAAAACUUCGCGUAAAAACUUGGACUGGAGCUGAAUAAAGACCCGAAAAGGUACAACCAAAAGACAGAAUAAGACCCAGAAGAUCAGGAUAUCAGAAUCAGAUGGUGCCUGCCCACAUGCAUCAAACCGAAUGAGCAAAGAUGAGAGGGCCAUCCCCAAGUCCAGUUGAACCCAGACACCGCCUAUCUGGUUCAGCCAAUGAAGAUGCUAACAAAAGAAGGUCCCAGAGAAAUAAAGUUCUUAAAGAUAUUGAAAAGGCUCUCCACGUUCAUGCUACAGAUAGAAUCUUGAAUUGCAAGCCUACCUUGAAGCUUGUGCUGAUCAUUCUUGUAUUUGGGACUUUUGUGACGCUCUUCCUCUCUUCUGCUGUUUAUAAUACAGAUCAUCUAUCCACUUCUGUAUCUCAGCUAACUUAUCAACACAUAUGGACGAAAAAGAGUGCUGCUGCAGAUUUACGUUACGUAUCAUCUUUAAACAUUAACUGGAAUGAAAUUUCUGGUUUUAUUGAAAACCUGACUGACGGUAAAGAUAAUCUGGGAAUUGGGCUAUUAAACUUUGACCACAAUGAGAUUGACCAUUGGAAGGAGCUCUUGCCAGAUUGUGAACAUGUUGUUCUAAAACUCAACUAUGCGGCAAAUAACAUAACAUGGGAAUCCCUGUAUCCUGAAUGGAUAGAUGAAGAACAAGAGUCCGAAGUCCCUACUUGUCCCUCUCUACCAAAGCUUCAAAUUCCUGGAAAACCGCGUCUUGAUCUGGUUGCUGUCAAGCUUCCCUGCAACAAGUCAGGCAGCUGGUCAAGAGAUGUGGCUCGGUUGCACUUGCAGCUUGAAGCAGCAAGGCUGGCUGCCUCUUCCAAAGGAUAUCACCCUGUGCGUGUGCUUUUGGUGACUGACUGUUUCCCAAUCCCAAAUUUAUUCACUUGCAAGGAUCUUGUUAGACGUGAAGGGAAUAUAUGGCUCUAUGAACCAAACCCGAAUACGUUGAGAGAUAAGUUACAGCUCCCUGUAGGGUCAUGUGAACUUGCAGUUCCUCUCAAGGCUAAAGAACAUGUUAACUCCCAAAGAGCCCACAGAGAAGCAUAUGCGACAAUCCUACACUCUGCCCAUGUAUACGUUUGUGGAGCCAUUGCUGCAGCUCAGAGCAUCCGAAUGGCUGGUUCAACACGAGAUCUUGUCAUACUGGUAGAUGAAACAAUCACCGAGUAUCAUCGAGGGGGAUUGGAGGCUGCUGGGUGGAAGAUCCACACAAUCCAAAGAAUCAGGAACCCUAAAGCUGAACCAGAAGCGUACAAUGAAUGGAACUACAGCAAAUUCCGUCUUUGGCAGUUGACGGAUUAUGACAAGAUCAUUUUCAUUGAUGCAGACAUGCUGAUACUUCGAAAUAUUGAUUUCCUGUUUCAGAUGCCCGAAAUAUCUGCCACAGGAAAUGAUGCUAGUUUGUUCAACUCAGGUGUGAUGGUUGUGGAACCAUCAAAUUGUACAUUCCAGCUGCUCAUGGAUCAUGUCAAUGAAAUUGUAUCUUACAACGGCGGGGAUCAGGGAUAUCUCAAUGAGAUAUUUACAUGGUGGCACAGGAUCCCAAAGCAUAUGAACUUCUUGAAACAUUUCUGGGAAGGUGAUGAGCCGGAGAUAAAGCAGAUGAAAACUCGCCUAUUCGAAGCUGACCCUCCAAUCCUCUAUGUCCUCCAUUAUCUGGGCAAUAAACCAUGGCUAUGCUUCCGUGACUAUGACUGCAACUGGAAUGUGGAUUUUAUGCAGGAGUUUGCUAGUGACGUUGCACAUAAAAGGUGGUGGAAAGUGCAUGAUGCUAUGCCCCAGAACUUGCAAAACUUCUGCUUGCUCCGGACAGAGCAGAAGGCAGGCCUAGAGUGGGAUCGGAGGCAAGCCGAGAAAGCAAAUUACACUGACGGCCACUGGAAAAUUAAGAUAAAAGACGAUCGUUUGAAGACAUGCUCUGAGGAAUUCUGCUCCUGGAAGAACAUGUUACGGCACUGGGGCGAAAAGAAUUGGACAGAUAAUGCUAUUAUUACUCCAUCGCUACCUGCACUUACUACUACUGCAUCGGUCUCUUUGUUAUGACUUGUUUUCUUCUUUCAUACUUGCAUACUUCCGUUCUGAAGACACAAGUAGUGUAUCUGCUUUAAAUUCAGUUAGUCUAGGUCAACAAUUUUUUUGUAAAAUUUUGUGCGCAUAUUCCCCAAUACGUCUUACACAAAUGUUUCCAUUAAUGUGCCAUAGAUUCUUGUACUUUCAAUGCUUUUUGAGGCUGCAUGCCAUGAUAUCAUGAUUUCUUUGUUUGUUGCU